This is a messenger RNA of Fomitopsis serialis, 1134 nucleotides long. RefSeq lists its product as uncharacterized. The record is from RefSeq and is a predicted model, not a curated record. NCBI's taxonomy places the organism in Eukaryota, Fungi, Basidiomycota, Agaricomycetes, Polyporales, Fomitopsidaceae. Gene Ontology annotation, cellular component: membrane. The annotation marks the transcript as partial. The transcript has 3 exons.
UGGUUUGGUGUUCACCUGAUCCUCACGAAGGCGGAUGGCUACACCAACGUCCCCAAGCGGACCGAGAUCAUCCUCAUCGUCGUAGGCUCGAUCUUCACGCUCAUGGCCCUGACGUCGUUCUUCGGGUUCAUCGGCUCCAUCACGCGCAACCGGCGGUUCGUCAAGUCGUACUCCUUCAUGUCCAUCUUCCUCUUCAUCGGCUCCCUCGUCUCCGCCGCCCUCUUCCUCUACACCCUCUACUCCGAGAAGAACAUCACCACCUCCUGCAUCGUCAACGAGAACGGCGCCGUCAAGAUCGACGACUGCGACACGCACGUCAGCACCGCGGGCAAGAUCGUCGCCACCGUCAUCGUCGCCGUCGAGAUCCUCGUCCACCUCUGUGAGUCUCCGUUUCUGUGCGAGUUGUGGGGGUUGCUGAUGCAGGCGCAGACAUCGUGGUGGUCAUCCGGCGGUACGUCGAGCAGCUCGAGGACGAGUCCGACUUCUGGCAGGGCCCGUACAAGCUCACCUCGACCGACGUCAACCAGGGCCUCAUGCAGUCCAAAGCGCCCUACCCGUACAGCGACGCCGCCCACUCCUAUGGCCAGGCAUGAGCGCGUCUCCUUCUACUCGCGCCCGUCGGCAUGCGCCCUUCAGGCAGAUGGACUUGAGGACUGCCGAACUGCGGGACGAGGUGCUGUGUGUUACGCACCUGCUGUACAUACGCGAGCGCACCCAGCUCGUCGUCACGCCCUGCCCCACGCUCUAUUUAUCUUACUCCUUGCUGUAGCGCUUACGUACCCUUUGGACUUUCGUACCGAACGCAAAACGCCUGGCACUUGUUCCCGAUUGUGGUUGCGACUGCGAUUCCGUGUGGUAACGCGUGAGGGUAAGUGGCCGGAAGGUGAGAGUGCGGAGGAGACUGGUUGCGCUAGGGAUGUACUCGGCAGUCGACGAAGUCGUCAUUCGGAAGAUAUGCAUUGGGUCUGCACGCACCGCGUCCGAUGGUGUACAUGGAGGCGAAUUCGACGUCACCGAGAGCGGUCCACUGCUGAGAUCGUUGUCAGCUAGUAGAUGCUAGGUAGGUUGCAGCAUAUACUCUAUGUAGUCUCACCGUGGUUUGUGUCGAACCUAGCAUAUACUCUGAAGAUGAGG